Cooperia oncophora is the source of this 1455-nucleotide messenger RNA. NCBI's taxonomy places the organism in Eukaryota, Metazoa, Nematoda, Chromadorea, Rhabditida, Trichostrongylidae. The record is from the annotation of a GenBank genome assembly.
AUGCACCCAGCAAUUUUGCUCAUGUCGUGUAUUUGUCUAGGUGCAACAAGUGAGUGGAUGUACGCAGCGGCAGGACUACAUGAAAGGACUAUGUUUUACGUGUUGCUCGAUUCACCUGACUACAUCUAUGAACUGGAUGUUAGAAAGGUACUACUGCUGCGAGAGCGGGUCGAUAAAACUGACUGGUGCCCGAAAUGCAAGAAGAAAGAUCAAAAGGGGCCGUUUUUGAUUUCUCUUGAAGGAUGUGCCCUGUACUUGGAAUGCUGUGAUGAUUUGUGUACAACUAAAUGGUAUUCGGCAAUUCAAGAGGCGCUUGCAAUGGAACCAACAGUGCUUGAAGAUUUCCGGUUAACAGCAGAUAAUAUACCCAUUCUGGUCGACAAAUGCAUUCGAUUUGUUGCUGCGUAUGGUAUUCGAUCCGAAGGCAUUUACCGAAGAAAUGGAAAAAUUUCUGAAGCCAAGGAUAUUUACAAGAAGCUCACGGAAGAUCCUGUCAAAACGCACAUUGCCUCAUCUGGUGAAGAGACCGUCUAUGCGGUCGCUGAUGUACUACGGCAGUUUUUCCGGCGGCUGAAAUCGCCACUGUUCCCGCCUACGCUUCACAAACAAAUUUUCAACUUGGUUGAAACCCGCACGACAGCUGACAAUGCGAUCCGCUAUCAAGAAUAUCGCCAUAUUCUGCAACAAAUGCCAUUGGUCCAUUACCACACGCUGAGGAAACUAAUUGCGCACCUUAGUGAAGUAGUUAAAUACCAGGAUGUGUUUGGACCGUCACUUUUCGAGAUAAAUGGUGAUGAAAGCAAGCAUUAUGAGGAUACAGCUGGACAGAUUGGUGCAAUAAUCGACUUGAUAAAUGGAUAUGAUGUGAUUUUUGAGGUUACAAGUCGUGAAGAAAUCUGUCGUGCUAUGGUUGAGCAGGCGCAGAAGAACAAGGCCACGAAUCCGAAUGUAGCUCGUGCCGAUGGACUUCUGGUUCCAAUUCACGUAUGGGAACGAGAAAAUAGACCGUUCAAUGUAAAAAUAGAUCUUGCUGCUGAGGAAGUGUGCCGCAAAGCGGUUGCUCGUAGAGGAUUCGAUGCACCACAGGAUGGAAACUAUGCCAUUUUUGAGGUUAUUCUCGGUGGAACUUUGUCACGUCGACUGCUUCCUUUUGAAAAAUUGUCCGUCUCCGUGCUUGAUCACUGGAUACCAUGGCAGUGCACCGAUGGGUACCUUCUGUUCGACCAUGACAACUGGCCUUAUGAUGUCAAUGAAGUUGAUUUCUAUUCCGGUAAAGUCAAAAUAGCAGAGCCUGGAUCGAAGACGUUUCAUUCAUAUGAAGUCUCUGUGGAGGAUGGUGUGAAGAUUGUUGCUUACAAGCACGAGAAGUUGUGGAAGGAAUGGAUGGUAGCGGACACUGUCUUUUAUUCCGGUUCUAGCCCAAACAGAAGAAGGCACCUAAUGCACAUAAUGUGA